CCGCUGAGCUGGGCUGAGCUGUUGGAGCUGUUUACCGCUGUUAGUGCUGCAGGACGGAGGAGGACAGGCGGCCCGGAGGACGAGGAGUAAACAAGGAGCAGUGAGAGGAGGAGAAGGAGGAGCAGAACAGCGCACUGCGGGCUCUCCGCUUCAUUCUACACACCUAUACAUGCGAUAGCUGCACUCUGUAGGCCGGAAACAUGAUUUCUCCGUGGGACAGAUGGUACACGACGAGCUGCUGCCUCUGCUGUCACGUCCGGACGGGCACCAUUAUCCUGGGGGUCUGGUACAUGCUCAUCAAUGCAGUGGUUCUCUUAAUCCUGCUGUCUGCUCUAAAUGACCCGGUCCAGUACCACUACCACCUCACUAGUGCUGAACUCGGCACAGAUUUGGACGUCAUGGACGAUGCAAAUAUGUGCAUCGCUGCUGCAAUUUCCCUACUAAUGAUUCUGAUCUGUGGGAUGGCAACCUACGGUGCUUAUAAGCAACAUGCUGCUUGGAUCAUUCCUUUUUUCUGCUACCAAAUCUUUGAUUUUGCCCUUAACACCUUGGUAGCAAUAAGUGUUGUGGUUUACCCAAACACCAUUCAGGACUACCUUCAGCAGUUGCCUGGGACCUUUCCAUACAAAGAGGACUUGAUGUCCACAAACAACAUGUGCCUAGUUUUUGCAGUUCUGCUCUUCAUUGGCUGCAUCCUGGCCUUUAAGGCUUACCUGAUUGCCUGUGUAUGGAACUGCUACAGAUAUGUUAGUGGAAGAGGCACCACAGAGGUCUUGGUUUAUGUCACUACAAAUGAUACCACAGUACUGCUUCCGUCCUAUGAGGAGGUUGUCGCCAUUCCACCGAAGGAGCCGCCUCCUCAGUAUGUUUCAGCAUGAGACAGACAGAGAUUUUCCCCUCUCUGACUCCCCCCCACUCGUCUCCCCAACCCCCUUGAAAAGAAAGGAUUUCUCUGUCACUAUUGCCUAUUGCCCUCUUCUUCUUACUCUGUGGCGUUUUCUUUUCUUUUCUUCUGUGCUCCCUGAAGGCAGUAGUGUGACUUUGACAUGUCCUUUCCUCUGCAAGGCACAGCUGUCCUGGCAGCCCAAGUGCUGUGCGUCAGCUCCAAUUUGAUUUGCACUUCCAGUGAUUAUGCACAGCACUGACCUCCCCUUUUAUAAUACUGUGAACUUCUCAGUACUGCUGUUGUCUACUGAAAUACCUGAAAAAUGCACCGCGUGCAAUAAACAUGAGGGUUAUGUAAGAGCACUUUUCAGAUGGCGGUUUGAAACCCAGGAUCUUGCUGAAUGUAGUGACCAGGGUAUUUUUGUCUUACCUUCUUUGUAUUAAUACUGAACUGUGAGAAAACCCAGAGACCCAAAUUGUGGUUGAAACUACGUAAAAAAAAAUACUUACUAAACUCUAUGAACCUACAUACUUUAAUCUCUAACAUGAUGUUUUUUUUACCAACAAUUUCCCAGAUUUAACGCAGUUGAGCAGUUUCAAAUCUUUUGGUAAUGUUGUACUUUUGAAUAAUUACUUACUGGUGGAUUCAGACAAUGCAAGGAGCCUAAAGCCAGCAUGAUUUAAUUUCAAGGUCUAUGCACAGAGAUAUACUGUGUAUACAAGUGCAGAUGAAUUGAGGCUAAGGAUUCGGGAGGUGUAUGUAAUGAUUUUCACAAUAAUACUUUCAUUAUGCUUCAUACAUUUUUCCCUCCUUGUUGUGGUCUUAUCUGCAUUAAGAGUAUACAUGAUUAAAAAAAAACACCUGCAGAUAAGACAAAGAUGGUAAAAGGAAAUGGAGAUCAGCUCUCCUAAAAGCUAACGCUUGCUAUUUAAUUCAUUACUACUUUGUUGCCAUUCAUUCUUUGGCUGCAUGCUGCAUUAUUUUUGCACAUAAUUCAUGAUGUUCGUUCUAUACUAGGUCAGUCAGUCAGUGUAAUGAUUGAAUAGUAUUGAAUAGUAGAUUGUAGCACAGCACCAUAACAUAGCUAGAACAUAGCUAGAACAGUGUAGGUUAUCUGUUAGCCUGACUACGAGUGAAAUGAAAUCUCUGGAUGUUUGCCCAGCUUCAUAUAGCUUCUUACAUAGUUUAAUCAUUUGUAAUGUUUUAUAUACAGUAAAAGAGCUAUGCAAAACUAUGUUGAAGCACCACUAUGCUCUAUUUCAACACAAAGCUCCCAAGUAUAGAUAAAAUGAAAUUAAAUCAUUUCUAAUAUUAUAAUAAUUUAGAAUAUUAUAAUCAUUUAUAAUGGGAAAAUAUCUUGCAUAACCAUGUAUUCCAUAUUUCCAGUUUCUGACAUUAUUCAGGUAGAUGAUGCUUUUGUUACUGUACAUCAUUUGGUCAAAUAUGGCCAAUAUUAAAAUAAUUUACUCCGAAAUCGAAUACUGCCAAACACACACAAUAAUGUUCACAGGUAAAACUGACAUAACCCAUUACCUAAUAGUGAGCUUAUAACAAUUCACAAACAACAACAACAAUAAUAAUAACAAUAAUAAUACAUUAGAUAAAUAUAAUUAUUUAACAUUAGAUGAAGUCUAUAUUUGAUACUUUUAUCCUCUGGACACUAUACUGUCCUUACUUGAUCAAGUAUAUAUGUAAUAUACAUAUAUAUGCUAACAUACAAAAUAUAUAAACAUGUUAAAUUUGUAAUUUCCCAUUUUACCUGAUCAUUACAUUAAUCAAACCUAACAAAAAGAUUGUGUUCCAAAAAAUAUUUGAAAGCUGAAAAAAAAAGAUUCAUAAAUUAGAAACACAAUAGAGAGAAACUGAUUUGGAAAUAAAAUGGAAAAAAGAAAAUCCCCCUUCAUACAUUUUCAGAUUUAAUCAACCAAUUAAAGCAAUGCAAGAGUCUGUUUACUCCUGUUAAGCUAUGGUACAGAAGAGCUUUGGGUUGAAAUACAGUAAAACACUGCUUUAGGUACUACUUUCUACCAUACAUCUAUAACGUACAGUAGCCGGAUAUUUGCUGUUUGUUCCUAUGAAACAAGUAGAUGGGUAGAUUUAGGAUUUAGACAAUUCUGUUUUAUAACUGCAAUCUUUCCAAUCUAACAUUAUAACCUGUUCCAGCAAAUGGUUUAAUAUUUGUUUGGGUAUAAUGAGAUGACUUGGGGGAAAAAAAUCACACUGUACAUCUUCCAAAAUGUACAAUUUAUGAUGUAUUUUUAUUGUUGAUAUUUAAUGUGGUUUGUGAUUGAGGGUUGUUCGGACAGACUUGUGAUAUUCCAUUGGCUGUAAUAUUUGUACUGAAGCUGUGUGAACAGUAACAGGUUGAUAUACAGAAAUAUGUGUUUAAUGUAGCGUGAAUGAAACUUGUUAAAAUCCAGAACAAUUCUUCUGAGUAAAGAGAACGGGUGUGUGUCCUGUCCUGUUCCAUAUUCUGUAUUUGGGUCUGCACUUGUUUAUGUCUCAUUUUUAAACCAUAAAGUAUUCUGAUGAUGUUUAAUCAUCAUGGCGGUG
Messenger RNA from Astyanax mexicanus (Mexican tetra), 3439 nucleotides. RefSeq names its product lysosomal protein transmembrane 4 beta (gene laptm4b). Gene Ontology annotation, cellular component: lysosomal membrane. Lineage: Eukaryota; Metazoa; Chordata; Actinopteri; Characiformes; Acestrorhamphidae. The transcript is spliced from 7 exons. The record is from RefSeq and is a predicted model, not a curated record. The coding region runs from base 201 to 878 and encodes 225 amino acids.